CUUUUUUUUCAAAUACAUAAUGGUUAAAAUGCUUAUGGAACCAACUACCUCAGAGUCCUACAGCAUCGGCAAAUAGAAAUUUUAACACACAAACUUCAAGGAUCUAACAAUCAUAUUGUUAGACCUGUUGUUACUAAGGUCUAUGAACGCAGAAAGAAGGGUGAAAAUAAGGCUUAAAUAUAGUUGUUUUAUUUAUUAAUUAUUAUGUGAAUGUAAUUCUAGUAGUUAUCUAGUAGUUAUCUAGCAGUUAACUAGCAGUUUAGGUAGUUAUUUGGGGAUAAAUAGUACUGGGAAAAGGAAAAAGACAGGAUUUUGGUGGGUAAGGAUUUCUCAGGCAGAUUUGGAGGUUAAGGUUCCUCGAAAUACCUUGAAUGUUAGAAGUAUUCUCUACUAACUAUUUGUAUAACAUAUUCUAAUUAUCUGUAGCAGUAAAUAUUAGUUGAAGUGUUGUUCCUACUUCUGUCUUGUGUUUGGAAGUUUACAGAUUUAUUAUUAGAGAAUUGUGGGUUCCUAACAAUUUUGGUAUCAGAGCCUUUAUGGUUUCAACCAGAAUGGAAGGGAGGAUUGAAGGAUUAGAGAAGACAAUGGAUGAAGUACAACAUGAGAUUGGUUCAGUACGUGAUUACAUAGGGCAGUUACGAGACUGGAUGCAAAAAAAAGAUGAGCGUGACGCUGAAAUUCUUCAACAUAUGAAAGGAAAAUCAGUGGUUCAGGAAGAUCCAAUUAAAGACACAGAUGUAAUGGCAGAGAACAGCCACAAUCGCAGAGGUGACAGAUUUCGGGAAGUUCAACCACAAUUUCGUGAUGAAACACGUCCUAGACGACUGGAACUACCCUUAUUUUCUGGUGAUAAUCCUUAUGGGUGGCUUAAUAGAGCAGAGCGUUAUUUUCAUUUCAAUGGCAUUGAUGACACGGAUAAAUUGGAGGCUGCUGCUGUUUGCCUUGAAGGUAGAGCCCUGAAUUGGUUCCAAUGGUGGGAGACCAGAACACCGGUUGUCACAUGGGAUGUGUUUCGAGUAGCCAUACUCCAACGAUUUACUCCAUCACAGUUAGGGAACUUAUAUGAGGUUUUGAUAGGAUUGCAACAAACUGGAAGUGUGGCCCAAUAUAGAGAAGAUUUUGAGUUGCUUUCAGCACCCUUGAAAGAUGUUGAUGAUGAGGUUUUGGUAGGAAUUUUUAUAAAUGGACUGAGAGGGGAAAUCAAGGCAGAAUUGCGUCUUAGCAAGUUGGGAACUCUAACCCAAAUUAUGGACCAAAGCCAACGUAUUGAAGAAAAGAAUUGGGCUCUCAGCCAAGUCCACUUGCAGAGAUCUAUGCCGAUAACACUUCCUAAGGUGUCAACGCAUUUUCCAGGGACUGACAAUAGCCGGACAGGAAGUGCUACAAGUUCCCAUGUGCGUGUAGCCACAACACCAUAUCAUUCUGCCCGUACAACAGUUUCAGCAGUACCACGACAUUUUCAAGAGCAAAAGCGUGGAGAGAUCAUGCAGCCAGGACUUGAAACUUCAGCAAGGCGUGGUGGAGCAUACAAAAGGCUAUCUGAUGCAGAGUAUCAGGAUAAAUUAAGAAGAGGACUUUGUUUUCGCUGCGAUGAAAAAUAUGGCCCCAAUCACCGGUGCAAUUCUAGACAGUUAAAUCUGCUUAUUGUAGCAUCAGAGGACAGCGAAGAUGGAGAUAUAGAAGAGCAUUCAAAUGAAAUAAUAGAUGCAGGGGUGAAUCAGUUAAAUGUUCAAGAACAACCAGAGUCUCAAAAGUUAAUGGAAUUGUCUUUGUACUCUAUUGCAGGAUUUACCACAAAGAAGUCCUUGAAGGUAGGGGGAACAAUAUUGGGGAAAAAGGUUAUUGUGUUGAUUGAUAGCGGAGCCUCAACAAAUUUUAUUUCUCGCAAUGUUGCCGAAGAAUUAGGGUUAAAGCAAACAGAAACUAAGUCAAUUGUGGUGGAAGUAGGGAAUGGGCAACAAGUAAAGAGUAGGGGAAGUUGUAAAGCUGUGGAACUAUGGAUUGAUAAAUUGUGCAUAACACAAGAUUAUUUCCUUUUUAAUUUGGGAAGUGCCGAUGUUGUGUUGGGACUAGAGUGGCUGGAGACUUUGGGGGAUAUUCAAGCUAAUUUCAAAACGUUGACGUUGAAAUUUGAAAUAAGAGGGCAAACACAAGUUGUUCGAGGAGACCCCUCAUUAUCCAAAUCAGUGGUUUCACUCAAAACUCUGUUUAAAGCCUUGCAAACAGAUGGAGAAGGAUAUUAUCUUGACCUCAAUGAGUUAACAGCAAGGGAAGAACAAGAGAAUAUGAAUUUGCAGCAGUUAUUAGAAGAAUUUGGAACUUUAUUUGAGGAUCUGCAAGGGCUGCCACCAAAUAGGAGUCAUGAUCAUGCUAUCCAACUUAAAGAGGGAUCAAAUCCACCUAAUAUUCGUCCAUACCGUUACCCCCAUUAUCAAAAAAAUGAGAUUGAGCGAAUCGUCCAGGAAAUGCUUGUAGCUGGUAUCAUUCAACCAAGUACAAGUCCUUUCUCCAGUCCAGUGUUGCUAGUUCGAAAAAAAGAUGGUAGUUGGAGAUUUUGUGUGGAUUAUCGGGCCCUUAAUAAGAUCACUGUUCCAGAUAAAUUUCCAAUUCCAGCAAUCGAUGAAUUACUGGAUGAGCUUGGGGGUGCCACUGUUUUUUCAAAAUUGGAUCUAAGAUCGGGGUACCAUCAAAUUCGAGUUUGCAAGGAGGAUGUAGCAAAAACAGCAUUUCGCACACAUGAAGGCCAUUAUGAGUUUUUGGUCAUGCCAUUUGGGUUGUCAAACGCUCCAUCUACUUUUCAAGCCUUGAUGAAUGAGAUAUUUCGGCUUCACUUACGUAAGUUUGUAUUGGUCUUUUUUGAUGACAUAUUAGUUUAUAGUGCAGAUUUUUCUACUCACUUGGGUCAUUUGCGGGAGGUGCUGCAAAUUUUAAAACAUCAUAACCUGGUUGUCAAUCGAAAAAAAUGUCAUUUUGGUCAACCACAACUAGAGUAUUUGGGACAUAUUAUUUCCGCAAGUGGAGUCUCAGCGGAUCCUGCCAAAAUAACAAGCAUGAUUAAUUGGCCAAAUCCCAAAGAUGUUAAAGGUUUGCGGGGUUUUUUGGGACUUACUGGUUACUAUAGGAAGUUUGUUCGUGACUAUGGGAAAAUAGCCCGGCCACUCACACAAUUGCUCAAGAAAGAUGCUUUUCAUUGGAAUAAAGAAGCUCAGUUAGCUUUUGAGUCUCUUAAGGAGGCUAUGGUCACUUUGCCGGUUUUGGCACUACCAAAUUUUAAAAAAGUGUUUGUGGUUGAGACAGAUGCUUCAGGAUUAGGGAUUGGAGCUGUCCUAAUGCAAGAAGGACAUCCCAUCGCUUUUCUUAGUCAAGGAUUUUCUAUUCGUGCUCAAUCCAAAUCAGUAUAUGAGAGGGAGUUAAUGGCCAUUGUUUUUGCUGUACAAAAGUGGCGUCAUUACCUGAUGGGUAAGCAUAUCAUUAUACGAACAGAUCAACGAAGUCUCCAAUUUCUCAUGGGGCAACAUGUUAUGGCAGAGGAGCAACAAAAAUGGGUUACUAAGUUGAUGGGGUUUGAUUUUGAGAUUCAAUAUCGACCGGGUUGUGAAAAUAAAGCAGCUGAUGCCUUGUCUCGCCAAUUUCAUUUCAUGGCUUUUUCUGUUCUACGCAGCAGUACAUUAGAUGAUCUUUCCACAGAAAUUCAACAGGAUGAUCAACUCCGUAAAUUGACUCAAGAGUUGCUGCAAAAUCCGGCUUCACGACCGAAUUAUGUUCUAAAGAAUGGCUGCCUAUUUUUCAAAAGUCGGCUGGUGAUUCCCCGUUCGUCAUUACACAUUCCCACACUCCUUAGGGAAUUUCACUCUUCACCUACUGGAGGACACUCAGGUUUUUUCCGUACAUACAAACGCAUUUCACAAGUGUUGUAUUGGAAUGGAAUCAAAAGGGAUGUACAAAACUAUGUGGCUAGUUGUGAAGUUUGCAAGCAAAACAAGUAUGAAGCCCUAAGUCUCGCUGGCUUGUUGCAACCAUUACCUAUUCCUACUCAAGUUUGGAAUGAUAUUGCUAUGGAUUUCAUCAGUGGGUUACCAAAAGCAAUGGGACAUGAUACUAUACUUGUGGUGGUGGACCAUUUCACUAAAUAUUGUCAUUUCCUCCUCUUAUGUCAUCCCUAUACAGCAAAGAGUGUUGCUGAGUUAUUUGUUCGUGAGAUUGUACGUUUGCAUGGUUUUCCCAAAACAAUUGUGUCUGAUCGCGAUCGGAUUUUUGUCAGCCAAUUUUGGCAAGAAUUAUUCAAGUUGUCCGGUACUAGCCUCAAAUUAAGCUCAGGUUAUCACCCUCAAACAGAUGGUCAAACUGAGGUUGUCAACCGUUCUUUGGAAACUUAUUUGCGUUGCUUUUCAGGAGCACAUCCAAAACAAUGGCCAAGAUGGAUUCCUUGGGCUGAAUUUUGGUUCAAUACCACUUACCAUGGUUCCGCCAAGAUGACCCCUUUCAGAGCUUUAUAUGGGCGAGAUCCUCCUUCUUUGUUGCGGUUUACUGAUGAAAUUUCUGCUGUUGAAGAGGUCAACCAGCAGCUUAUGGCUCGCAACAAUAUUUUAGAUGAACUCAAAGAUAAUCUAAUUCAUGCUCAAGCUCAAAUGAAAGUCUAUGCUGAUGCUAAGCGUCGUGAAGUUGUGUUUCAGCCUGGUGAUUUGGUUUAUCUUCGUGUGCAACCUUUCAAGCUUCGCUCACUUGCUAAAAAAGUUAAUCAGAAGUUAAGUCCUCGUUACUAUGGGCCAUAUACCAUAUUGAAUAAAAUUGGUGAAGUUGCUUAUCGCCUUGAUUUACCCCCUCAUUCACGGGUGCACCCUGUAUUUCAUGUUUCUUGGUUAAAGCGCGCAGUUAAGGAUUCUACUCCAGUUCAGCAGCUCCCUCCUUUCUUAUCUGAUGAGCUUGAACUACAAGUGCAACCAGAAGGUGUAGUGGACUGUCAUACACUCUUGAAUGGUUCCAAAGAGGUGUUGAUUAAAUGGGAGGGCUUACCAGACUUUGAAAACACUUGGGAAUCCUAUGAGAUCAUUGAUGCACAGUUUCCUCAUUUUCACCUUGAGGACAAGGUGAAGCUCGUUGGGGCGGGUAUUGUUAGACCUGUUGUUACUAAGGUCUAUGAACGCAGAAAGAAGGGUGAAAAUAAGUACUGGGAAAAGGAAAAAGACAGGAUUUUGGUGGGUAAGGAUUUCUCAGGCAGAUUUGGAGAAACUCAAGAAAAAAGAAGUGACUGCAUGAGAACAUAUUGGUCCUUCAGAAAAAAUUCCAUGGAGAGAAACCAUUCUUUCCAGUACCAUCCCAAGGCCUUCCAUGUAUUUGGUCCUCGACACAUUUCUUCUCCUGGAUGGAGAGAACUCAUCAGCUCCAGUUGGAAGAACGAAAGCUACAAAAGAGUAGUGAUGGCCUGUUUUGUACAAUCAGCAUACUUGCUUGAACUAGACAGACAAGAAAAUAGGUACGGCCUAGAAACUGCCCUUGCACCACAGUGGUGGACACCCUUUAAGUACAAACUGGUUGAACCCCUUGUAGAUGAAAGAGAUGGUUCGAUAUUUGCUGCAGUUUUGGAAUGGGAUCAAGCAGCAGCCCUGGCUGAUUUUAUACCAAUAAGACCAACUGGUGCACCAAAAGUGGUAUUAGCCAUCAGAGGAACACUCUUGAAGAACCCCACAAUAAGGAGAGACGUCGAGGAUGAUCUACGUUACUUAGCAUGGGAAAGUCUCAAAGGAUCCUUCAGAUUCGAAAGACUCUUAACGGCUCUAAAAUCAAUCAUCUUCAACCAGCAAGGGAGCAAAAAUGUGUCCAUCACAGGGCACUCAUUAGGAGCUGGUUUUGCUCUCGAGGUAUACAAGGCGUUAGCUGCUGAAGGAACUUAUGUAGAAGCACAUCUUUUCAAUCCACCAUCUGUUUCAUUGGCCAUGAGUUAUAGAAUCUUGAGUGGAAAAGCUGGAUUUGUGUGGAAAAGGUUCAAAUCAAUGCUUCCUUCUAACUCAGAGUUUCAUAGCAAGAGCAUCGCAGAGGAUGCAGCUGAAUCUACAGAAUCAAGAAUCACUUCAGAGCUUAAGCAAAUGCUGCCUAUGCCUCAUUUGUAUGUUAACACAAGUGACUACAUAUGCUGCUACUACAAUUAUCCAGAUGGAGUACAAAACAAUAGUUUCAAUAUUGGUAAUAAGGAGAAAGAAGUAAAACCUGGUGGAAAUGCGCUAACCGGUGUAAAGCUUUUUGUGGUGUCAAAGGCAAAGCAGAGGUUUCUUGAGGCACAUAGGCUUAAACAAUGGUGGUCUGAUGACUUGGAACUCCAAAUGGCUCUCAAUAACAGCAUGCUAAUAAGUAGGCAGCUCAACUCCUUGUACACCAUUCAACCUCCAAAACAAACUCAAGGCUAGGCUCAAGUGUACUUGAAUUUGGACUGGUAAAAAUAUGGAAAUUUCAAGAUAAGAGAUUGUAAGUCUUGAGAUUUUGCAUUUGACUUAUGAAUGAAUUGAGUUACCUAGCUCUUAUAUAAACA
This is a messenger RNA of Solanum tuberosum (potato), 6523 nucleotides long. RefSeq lists its product as uncharacterized. Bases 537 to 6401 code for a protein of 1954 amino acids. Gene Ontology annotation, biological process: DNA integration. NCBI's taxonomy places the organism in Eukaryota, Viridiplantae, Streptophyta, Magnoliopsida, Solanales, Solanaceae. The transcript is spliced from 4 exons. The record is from RefSeq and is a predicted model, not a curated record. Gene Ontology annotation, molecular function: nucleic acid binding.